Fundulus heteroclitus (mummichog) is the source of this 5150-nucleotide messenger RNA. Its product is annotated as FH2 domain-containing protein 1. The record is from RefSeq and is a predicted model, not a curated record. Lineage: Eukaryota; Metazoa; Chordata; Actinopteri; Cyprinodontiformes; Fundulidae. Bases 928 to 4641 code for a protein of 1237 amino acids. The transcript is spliced from 15 exons.
AUUGGCUCUAUAUAGAUAAAAUUGAAUUGAAUUGAAUUGCAAAAAUCCAAUUCAUGCAUCCUCCAUUCUAAUAACUCUCUGGGAAUCACCUUGUUGGCGCUAAAGUCCUGUUUCCUGCCGGUCAGACUUUUAUAUUUGGCAUUUUUCGUCGAUCCAACCGAAGAAGGUCGCUUUGCUGGCUUAACGGAUCGUCUCCUCUGUAAAUGAUCAGUCAAGAGGACAGAAAAUAAGUGUAAAAUGAAUACUGAGAGGGCUCAGAAAGCCUUAAGAGUCUGGACGCUGGUUCUCACACACCGGGUGGUUCCGGUUGUUAGCGCGAUUGAGCUGAAGAUUUGAUGGAAGAAGUCAGGCGACCGGUGAUGAGAGAUUAGGUUAUGCAACGCUGUCGUCUUUAAUUCAUCGGCAGGAAGCGGAUACGUCGGCCGACUUGUAUCCGGAGCUUCACACGGCGAUUUCUUCCUGCUGGAGUCUUAAAUAGUUAAACCCGGUCCGUGUCGGACGUCGGCCAUGUUUGGGCUUCCUGCCACUGCUCCACCCCCCUCGUCCAGGAUAGAGUCAGCAGGGCAAACAUUACCUCAGUGCAGAGUGUGAUGGACACGUUCACACUCAGUUACACAGCAGAGCUAUCCUGAAGGUCUGAGGCGGUGAGAUGGUGGCUCAGCAGAGGAGGCAGCAGAGGAGGCAGCAGAGGAGGCGCUGCAUGAAUGCAGGCAGGAGAUCAGGGACCUAACGGCUCGUUUACUCUCCUUUUCCCUCUGGGUGGUACUGAGCCUCAGGCUGAGAGAUGUAGAUGUGACGUCUCUGAGGUCUGGAGGAGAAGGAGGAGAAGAUCUGAGGACCUCUGAGUCUGAGGAGGCCGAGGAACAGUGUUGGAAAAUGCUGCUGAUCUUCCUCCAAAGAUGUUUCGUAGGCGAUAACUCUUCCUGAAUGUUAUCAUGGUUACCCGUAUCCCUGGUGACCCCUCAGUCUGUUACCAAGCUUCCCGCCACCCCUCCUGUCCAAUCAGCUGUGGCGAUGCACGUCAUGGGCAGCGUCUCCCCGGCCAACAACAUCGAGGGGCUGUCCUUUCAUGAGGACGUAGCAGUUGCUGAGGCAAUGUCCCCACCAUCCUCUCUGAGGUUUGCACACAGCAGUAAAAAUGGGCCAACUUCGCUGAACAAUCCUCCACCUCCACCUCCUCCUGCUGCUCCUCUUCCCCCUCCUCCUCCGCCGCCGCCGCCUCUGCUGCCCACAGCUCCGGGAGGCCAUCCGGACGGCCUGAAGAAGAAGAAGAGAGUGAGGAGCUUCUUCUGGAAAACGAUUCCAGCCGAGCAGGUGAAGGGCCGCGCCAACCUUUGGACUCAGGGUCAAGUCCAGCAGGACUUCCAGAUCGACGUGGAGACAAUCGAGGAGCUCUUCACCCAGAACGACGGUCCGCCGGCUUCCACGGCCUCGCUCAUCAGAGGAGGAAAGGCCCGGGUGUCGUUCAGGGAGGCCAAAGACGAGGUCUCCAUCCUAGACUCCAAGCGAGCGUUGAACAUUGCGAUUUUCCUGAAACAGUUCAAGAGGUCCAAUCAGGCGUUGGUGGAUGACAUCCACCAUGGCAACAGUGAAUCGUUAGGGGCGGAGCAUUUGAGGGAGCUGCUGAAGCUGCUCCCAGAGAAAGAGGAGGUGAAGAAGCUGAGGGCGUACCGAGGGGACGUCUCCCAGCUCUCAUUGGCUGAUUCCUUUGUGUAUCUGCUGACUCAGCUGCCCAGUUACUCGGUCCGCGUCGAGUCCAUGCUGUUGAAGGAGGAGUUUCCCGCUUCCUGCGAGGCCAUGAAACAAGGUUUUAAGACCCUUCGCUCCGCCGCCAAAGAGUUAAUGUGCUGUAAGGAGCUCCACGCUGUUCUGCACUUGGUGCUGCAGGCCGGAAACAUCCUGAACGCUGGCGGUUCUGCAGGAAACGCUGUGGGCUUCAAGCUGUCCUCCCUCCUGUCUCUCGCAGACACAAAGUCCAACAAGCCGGGGAUGAACCUGCUGCACAUCGUGGCUCUGGAAGCUCAGAAAAAAGACGAAAAGCUGCUGGAGUUUCCCCUGAAACUGAGCAACAUCCAGGCUGCGUCCAGGAUAUCUGUGGAAACGCUGGAUGCCGAACUGAAGCUGCUGACUUCUCGCACGCGCUCAGUAGAGGAGAGCAUCCAGAAGGACACCGAGCUGCUGCAGCAGCUGGACGGCUUCCUUCAGAGCGCCACCACGUCCCUGUGCUCGCUGCGCGGCAGCCAGCAGCAGCUGAGGAGGGAAGGCAGAGAGCUGGUGGACUUCUUCUGCGAGGACAGGGACACGUUCAGGCUGGACGACUGCUUCUGCGUCUUCCACACCUUCUGCACCAGAUUCACCAAUGCCGUCAAGGAGAACAAGGAGCGGGAGGCAAAGGAAGCCGCUCGUCAGCGGAUGCGCGAGGAGGAGCUGAAGAGACACUCCUGGUCUGGAGGCGAGGAGGUGCGUGGAGCCUUCGGGGGGCGCUGCAGCAGCGAGACGGACAUGUCGGCGUGGGCGUCCAGAGACGAGGCGGGGUUCCUGCUGGACCUCCUGACUCCCAGGUCACAGCCCCGCUCCCCUCUGAACUCCGGCCGCUUCGCCCGGACGCGCUCGGGGAACUCCCAGCGAAGCCGCAACUCUCCGUCCAGCUCGCCGUCUCUCGCCGCAGAGCGGGAGCUGAGCGCGCUGCUGACCACGUCCGGCGAGCUCAAGGUGCCUCGACAGAGAGGAAAGGAGGACACCAGGAAGCCGGUAAAACCCGAGCCUCAGGGUUCUGGACCCGCCGGGGUCUCGGCUUCUAGCCCGGCGGUCUCACAGACUCAUCCAGAGACUUCCUCCAGCAGGAAGCACGAAAACGCCAACAGCAUGGACUCCGCUUACCUCAAAGCUUACCAUAAAGACGUCAGCGCAGCAAGUGACGGAGACGAGGUUCCGGUCAAAUCUACCUCGGGUUCUUCACAGCAGCGAUCUGAGCUCAGCAGCCAGGAAGAACGUCCAGACGAUCCGGCCGAGUCUUGUUUGACGAUCAAGACGUCAAACAAGGGGCAGAGCGCCGCGGCUGCUGCAGGAAGCCUGUCUGUGUCUGUGGAGACGUGCACUCUGGUGGCUGAGCUGAAAGGCUUUGACAGUACCGACACCCAUCAACCCGACGACGCAAUGAUCACAGGUCUGGAAGAUCUGGAAGCGGAGGGAGCGGACAGAGUGCAUAAAAACUCCCUGGAGACCGAGAAGACGUCCUCCUCGGCGCAAGAGGAGAACACCAAGGAGCCGGAGGUCAAGGUGAUCGUCUGGUGUGUGACCGGUGUGUGCGAAGCAGCCGGUGAAAACGUUCGUCCACGCACGGAGAAGGAUGAAAACCGUCAGCCGUCCUCUGCAGCGGCCGACCGGGACCGCGCCGACGCUCAAACAGCCACAGAGGACGUCCCCAUCAGCAGCCAGCCGGUGCCCGCCUCCCGCGGCGGCGACGCCUCGAUGCACGUCUCUUCGCCCGGACCGCACCCUGUGAAACCUGCAGCAGAGGGCCUGGAGCCGGCGCCGGCCUGUGAAGACCCCGCGUCAGCCGGUCCAGAUGCCACUCGGACCGCAGAGGCACCGGAGAAACGGGACGAAGGGACCGAUCUGGUGUCGGAGGCGGAGGACUACACCGAUCAGAGGACGCCUGUGGGGCCUCGAUCAGAGCAAACCAAGAAGACUUUGAGGCAGAGGACGGUAGAAGGUUCUUCCCCUGGGGGAAAAACCAAACCACCAACCUCGACCGCUUCCAGCUCCACCAAGAAGCUCCUGAACUCCAGAACCGGAAGCGCUGGGGCGACCCAGUCCAAAGGGACCUCUACGGGCGGCAGAUCCAUCCGCACUCUCACCGGCUCCGAGAACCAGAGCAUGAGGCGGGUUGUGCCCAUCACAAGGAGUAUCCCAGGUUCUUGGCCCAGAGACAGAACCGCUGAAAAGCCCGCGGCGUCCACAAGGAGCUCCUCCAGAACCGUGGCGCACAGUAACCCUAACGGCUCCUCCGUCCGUCGAGGGGAGAGACCCGGAGCGGCUCCGUCGUCCCAACGCUCGGGCUCCGCCAAGACCCCACAGUCCAAAGAGCCCAGAGAGCAGAACCAGGACCUGCAGGGUAGGCCGUCCGUCCGUAAAGCCGCGGUGAAGCCCAGAACCCAAACGGAGGAGAAAAUGUGUCUCUCCAAGCUUCGAGCGCUCAACCAGGUGGGAGGAGGUGGCAGGGGGGGCAGCGUCAGCGCUCCUGUCACGCCCCUGCACAAAUCCAGAACCCCUCCGUCGUCGGCGCUCCCCGGUUUUGCCAGAAACACGGCAUCGUCGUCUUUCAGGAGGACCAAACCUCCUCUGGCCGCCUCUUCCCUUAAAUCCUCCCCCAAGACCUCCUCCUCCUCCUCGGCUCCCUCAGCUGCCUCUUCCUCCUCUGUCUCCAAGACAGCCUCCUCCUCCUGCAGAUCGACAGAUCUCCCCAACGCGUCCUCCUCGUCCCCUCCGAGGAAGACUCAGAGCACCAGAUCCUCGGCUCCGUCUCCACCUCGCGCCUCCCUGGCUCCCCCUAAAGGCCACAAACGGAACGACAGCCUCUCCGACAAGUCGACCCACUCCAGAGACUGGAGCAAGGCCAGCAGGCCGAGCUGGAGAUAGCAGGACCAAAAGGUUUCUGGGGGUGGGAUGAAGCUCGAAGUGAACCCGAAACCAAAACACUGACCUUGUUCUGUCUCUGUCGGGUCGAGGACCUUCAGCGUGGAACUAAUUAUGGAUCCUCUAGGCUUGUUGGUGGUAAAGGGAGACAUUAACAACACUAAAAGACGUUCUUUCCACAAUCGGUACUAAUGGUGUGCUUUAAACGUCCACAGAGGCCACAUCCUCCAGGGAGGAGGACUGAGCUGUUGUCCAGGUUUCAUGUAUGCGUCACACAUUAUUGGGGCGGCACGGUGGGCCAGUCAGGAGUGUCUGCAGCAAGAAGGUCUUGGGUUCCAAUCCCCGCCCUAUAGGGUCCUUCUGCAUGGAGUUUGCAUGUUCCCCCUGUGCAGGAAUGGGAUCUCUCCGGGUACUUUGUAGGGCUGGGCGACAUGGAUUAAAAAAUUAAUCUCCGAUUUUAUCAUACCAAAUCCGAUUAAUCGAUUUUUUUUCCUCCUUUUUGUUUCAUAAAA